This is a messenger RNA of Chlorella variabilis, 2922 nucleotides long. RefSeq lists its product as hypothetical. The transcript is spliced from 19 exons. The record is from RefSeq and is a predicted model, not a curated record. Gene Ontology annotation, biological process: phosphorylation; pyruvate metabolic process. Lineage: Eukaryota; Viridiplantae; Chlorophyta; Trebouxiophyceae; Chlorellales; Chlorellaceae. The coding region runs from base 1 to 2922 and encodes 973 amino acids. Gene Ontology annotation, molecular function: pyruvate, phosphate dikinase activity; kinase activity; ATP binding.
AUGCCCGGCCCCCUGGCAGGCGUUGUGGGCAAGGUCAGGGCCAUUGUGAAGCCUGUCAAGGGCGAUGUGGAGAUGCUGGCCGCAGAUGAGGCGAGUUGGGGCUGGGAGCGCCAUGUGUAUGUGUUCAAGAAGGGAACCAGCGCCGGCCGCAAGGAGAUGAAAGAGCUGCUGGGCGGCAAGGGCGCCAACCUCUGCGAGAUGGCUCGCCUGGGCCUGAACGUCCCGCCCGGUCUCACCAUCACCACCAAAGUGUGCCAGGAGUUUUACAAGGCCGGCGGCAAGCUGCCCGACGGCGUGUGGGAGGACAUCCUGGCGGCGGUGCGCGAGGUGGAGGCCGCCUACGGCGCCAAGUUUGCCGACCCGCAAGACCCCCUGCUCUUCUCCGUGCGCUCCGGCGCCGCCGUCUCCAUGCCCGGCAUGAUGGACACGGUGCUCAACCUGGGCCUGAACGACGAGGUGGUGGAGGGGCUGGCCAAGAAGCGCGGCGAGCGCUUCGCCUUUGACUGCUACCGCCGCCUGCUCGACAUGUUUGGCGACGUGGUGCUGGGCAUCGAGCACUCACUGUUUGAGGCGGAGAUCCACGCGGUCAAGGAGUCGCGCGGCCUGAAGCUGGAUGUGGAGCUGACGGGCGCGGACCUGCGCGAGGUGGUGCGCCGCUUCAAGGCGGUGUAUCAGAAGGAGGGCAAGGAGCUGCCCAGCGACCCCUACGAGCAGAUGCUGCUGUCCAUCAACGCCGUGUUUGGAUCCUGGAACACGCCCCGCGCAGUCAAGUACAGGGAGAUCAACCGCAUCCGCGGCCUGCUGGGCACCGCCGUGAACGUCCAGUCCAUGGUGUACGGCAACCUCAACGACAACUCGGGCACAGGCGUGUGCUUCACGCGCAACCCCGCCACCGGCGAGAAGCUGCUGUACGGCGAGUACCUGCCCAACGCGCAGGGCGAGGACGUGGUGGCGGGCAUCCGCACCCCGCUGGACGUCAAGCACAUGGCCGACAACUUCCCGGCAGCCUACCAGGACCUGGUGGACAACACCACGCUGCUGGAGCGCCACAUGCGUGACAUGCAGGACUGCGAAUUCACGGUGCAGGACGGCGUGCUGUUCAUGCUGCAGACGCGCAACGGCAAGCGCACGGGGCCCGCCGCGCUCAUGGUGGCUGUGGCCAUGGAGAAGGAGGGGAUGGUGAGCCGCGCGGAGGCGGUGCUGAUGGUGGAGCCUCGCCAUCUGGACCAGCUGCUGCACCCCAUGUUCCAGGGCGUGGACAAGCCCGAGUACAAGAAGGCGGUCCUGGGCAAGGGCCUGCCCGCGUCCCCCGGCGCCGCCAUGGGCCGCAUUGUGUUCACCGCAGACGAUGCCGAGAAGUGGGACAAGGAGGGGGAGAAGGUCAUCCUGGUGCGCCUGGAGACUUCUCCCGAGGACGUGGGCGGCAUGCACGCGGCACAGGGCAUCCUGACCGCGCGCGGCGGCAUGACCAGUCACGCGGCGGUGGUGGCGCGCGGCUGGGGCAAGCCCUGCGUGUGUGGGCUGGACAAGCUGGAGGUGGACUACGCCGCCAAGACCGCCACGCUGAAGGGCCAGGUGCUGAAGGAGGGAGACUGGCUGGCACUCAACGGCUCCAGCGGCGAGGUGCUGGCGGGCAAGCAGCCCGUCAAGCCGCCCGUCAUGAGCGGCAACCUGGCCGUGUUCAUGGAGUGGGUGGACUCGUUCCGCAAGAUCGGUGUGUUUACCAACGCAGAUACGCCCGCCGACGCGCUGGUGGCCCGCAAGAAUGGCGCCCAGGGCAUCGGCCUCGUGCGCACCGUGACGAUCCGCCUGCUGGACCCUCCCCUGCACGAGUUCCUUCCUCACGAGGGCACCCCAGAGCUGGAGGCCCUGUGCGACACUCUGGCCACUGAGAUGAAGGGGCGGUCUGGGCAGCACAUGAACGCGGUGCGCAUCCUCAAGAACAAGAUCCACGGCCUGCAGGAGAGCAACCCCAUGCUGGGGCUGCGCGGCUGCCGCCUGGGCAUCCGCCACCCGGACAUUACCGAGAUGCAGGUCAAGGCGAUUCUUGAGGCGGCGGUGAAUGUGAGCCAGCGCGGCAUCAAGCCCUUCCCCCACAUCAUGGUGCCCCUGGUGGGCUUUGAGGAGGAGCUCAGCCACCAGCCCUUCUGGGUGUCGCAAGCUACCGCCAUCCUGUUUUACAGCUUCAGCAAGACGGCGGUGUUUGGGGGCAGGGCCAAGGGGCACGGCUUCCUGGUGGCACGGCUGCCCACCGCGCACAAAACGCUGAUCAGGUUCAGCGCUCCGCUCUUCCUCGACAUCAGCUAUGGCAGCUUUGGCCUCAGCCUGGGCCGCACCACCACCUGCAGCUUUUUCCAGGAGCAGCUGCUGGCCAAGGGCAAGCGCACGCUGCGGGGGCUGGACGCCUCGGUGCUGUGCGGCUGGUCCCUACAGGAGCGCGCCGACUUCCUCACCAUGAACUGCGCUGGCGGCAUGGUGGACACCGUGGGCGUCAGCUCCGUGUCUGGCGGCAUCUUUGACCUCUCCUUUGCAGGCAAGCGAGGGGGGAGGCAGCCUGGGGCCGCACCGCACCCGCGGAGGGAAGCACCGCCUGCGCCGUGCGGCAGCCUGUCGGUGGAUAGAGCCAAGAAUGCGGCGGCGUACGGCGACGUCAAGCCCAGCCAGAUCCUGGAUGGCACGCUGGAGCCGCCGCCGGAGAUGCAGGCGCGUCCGCUGUACACGGAGCUGUCGCUGAUUGUGCACCAGGCGGAGGCGGACCGGCCGUCUGCCGCACCCUCGCGUGUCAGCGCCUCGCUGGAGCGCUACUCCACGGGCACCGACCCCGACCGCUCGCUCGUGCUCAACGACGGCACCGCGCUGUGGGCGGACGACCCGCUGCGGCCGCGCGGCGAAAAGGCGCCGCUGGCACGGCACUCUGUGUGA